Messenger RNA from Paramuricea clavata, 756 nucleotides. The record is from the annotation of a GenBank genome assembly. Lineage: Eukaryota; Metazoa; Cnidaria; Anthozoa; Malacalcyonacea; Plexauridae.
AUGGCUUCCAUUUUAACAAGUAUUUUAAGCUGUACAGUGGGCUUACUAUGGAAUAAGGCGCGGGACACAACUGCAUACAAGCUUAAAGACGGGGACACUACAGACGAGAAAAUUCGCGAGAUAGUUGUACGAGAGUUAAACGACAUCAAGUCCAAGCUUGAUGGUCUUUCUCGCAAAGACCUACUCAGCAGCUACGGCUUUCUAAAAGAAGGUGUGAAUUUACUUAAUGCCUCUCUUGACAAAUCAAACGACGACGAACACAACGAAACUCAAGAUCAUCAUGAUGAACCAUCAAGAAUGACUGACGGUGCUGGGUUUAGCAUCUUAAACCAAACCUUAGAACUCUCUCGCGCCAUAGGAAAGUUAAAAACUAAAUCGGAUAAAGAGUUUGAAUUUGCGAAGAAAAGAUUCGAAGAAGCGCGUAAGACAGCAACUCAUGCGUUCUUUAAUGAAGCCUUGAGUAUUAAAGAUCGAAUCUUCGCCGGAAAACUUCGUGUUUGUUCCGAGAUACUGGAAUGUCUCGAAAGUCCCGAAACUGCAAUGACAGGGUGUGAAACGUUUCUUCAGGAUCUACACAGCUUACCAGCUAUCCGUGAAAUAUUUUCCGUGUAUCUCAAUGGCGGAAUCAAGUCGAGGCUAAAUAAAGCAGAACGACUGGACAACGUGAAAUCUGUCAUGAUGAUCAACUAUGCUUUAUAUCAAUUUCAUUUCAAAUUCGGCCGCAAACGUACAAAUAAAGUAAUUUGGCCUGGGUGA